AUGGGCAGCGCUCUUUCCGAAGCGGAAGUGGACCUCCCAGCCCUGCCGCAGCAGCAAAUUAUCCGUGUCACCGAUGGACAGGCCACAGCUGCGAGCUCGCAGGAGUCUGGGCAAAGCGACCUUCCUGCUUCUUUGGGAACAACCAAGCAGGCAGUUGCAGUUCGGCCUUCCCUGAUGCUGAAGGGCAUCACUAUGGAGAACGGCGGUGUGACGCUCUCCCUUCAUGCCGCGGGGCCCGGCUUUGCCGAGCUGCGCCUGGGCGCGGAAGUCGCCGCCGGGGCCGCCGGGGCCUGGCCCAGCCUGAACGGGGGCAGCGCCUUCCGACAACAGGUUGCUGCCGGUUCCAGCCAGCUCCGCUUCCAGAACUGCCGGCCCGUCCGAAGAGAGCGGACGUGGCCACUGGUGGCAGUGCUUCGGCCGGGCGCAUGUUCUGGAUCUGCAGUGCUGGAUCCUCCAGAUGGCACGGUAAUGGUCUUUUGCAGCUUGUCGCUGGACAAGGGCCUCGGCAUUGAGAAGCAGGUCAUCGCCUGGGGAGGCGGCGGAGCAGCCUUUGAAGUUAAGGACUUGUUCGGCAUCCAGGAAGUGCAUCGGCCUCAUGGCUCUGGAGACGAGCAAUCGAACAAGAACUGCGUUGUCUGCCUGACGGAGGCCAGGAACACCGCUCUGCUUCCUUGCAGCCAUUUCUGCGUUUGCCAUCAAUGCGCCUUGACCCUGCGAAUGACACCCGGCCGCAACCGCUGCCCGCUUUGCCGACAGGAGGUCCGUGACCUGCUCCGUCUGGACCUGGCAGACGAAGCGCCGGAGGAGGUCAAGGAUGCCGCCAACGAGACGGAGCCACCGAAGGCGGGGCAGGGCAGAGGUUGCAGCAAGGACUUCCAGGCCUACAGGCUGAACGGAGUCGUAAAGACUGCUCUGAGCAAAGAUCAGUCGGAGCCUGAUGCAGCGCUUUCACAGGCCAGCGAAGGGUACAAGGGACAGGCGAGUCCACCAACUCCAGGCUCCGCUGGGCAAGGGUCCGCAAGUAACGCCAAAUCUGCGGUGAGGAAGAGCUGCUGCGAGAGCAUGGGCACCGUGGCUGAAUGCAACAGGGCCAUGGACUUCAAGAUGCUGGAGCUGUCUCUUUGUGAUCCAGAUGGGGGCGACCUGCGGAUCUGGUCCCUGCGCCUGCUAACGCAAGGUGUUGACGUUGGAAGCGAGUUCGGACGUCAGCUACGGCGCUGGAACAUCGAUGCGGUGGAGUUGGAGAUCUGGAUUCCGGAUGCUUUCCCGACCUCACCGCCGAAAGUACGGGUCCUGAAGCCUUACUUCGACUCAGGAAGCUUUCGUGUUCAUUCCUAUGGGGCCCUCUGCAUGGAGGUGCUGUCGAGCCAGGGUUGGUCGCCUGGGCUGACGUUGGCCCAGCUCGGCGUUCAGAUCAAGGACAUCAUGCUGCAAGGCUCGGGCCGCAUCAGUGGAACAGGGACCAUGGCCGACCCUGGCGCUGCAGGCCGCCAGCGUGCGAUGGACAUAGCCGACCGGAUCGAGGUGGAGCUCUUCUCCUUCCUUAGCGACAAGGAUCUCUUCGCGGAGAUCUACAGGAACCAGCUUUCGAAGCGGCUGCUCUACGAGACCUCUGCCUCGGAGGAUGCGGAAAAGAGCAUGAUUGCUAAACUCAAGAUGAAGUGCGGUGCACAGUUCACAUCCAAGCUUGAAGGCAUGCUGACGGACUUGUCUCUAGCUUUGGACACUCAGAAGGAUUUCAAGGACCACUGUGAGCAGCUUCCCGAGGGCAAGGCUGCCCUUGGUGGCAUUGAGUUCAACGUCACAGUGCUGACCACAGGCUUUUGGCCAUCUUACCAGGUGCAGGAGGCCAGCCUUUGCCCAGAAAUGCAGAAGGCUAUCAAUGUCUUCAGCAACUACUACAACGGGAAGACACAGCAUCGGCGGUUGCAGUGGAUCCAUUCUCUGGGUCAGGCCACGAUUGCAGCCAAGUUGAACGGUCGGAGGCACGACCUGAUCGUCAACUCGUAUCAGGCGCUUAUCCUGCUGCUUUUCACCAGGGACGAGAGCCACAACCUUUCCUUCAUCCAGAAUUCGACGGGUUUGGAGCCAAGCAUGUGCAAGAAGCUUUUGGCCACCUUGUCGAUUGCCAAGUUCAAGAUUUUAAGUAAGACUGGCGACGGCAAGACGAUCGAGGAUGAUGCCAGCUUUACCCCCAACGACUCUUUCCAGUGUCCGCACAGAAAGAUCAAGGUACCUCCUCCAGUGACCGAAGAGACUCACAAUAAGGAGCGCGUCGAGGAGGAUCGUUCUAUUGCCAUCGAGGCGGCCAUUGUACGCAUAAUGAAGAUGAGGAAGACGCUGAACCACCAGCAGCUGGUGACAGAGGUGCUUACGCAGCUUGCCUUCUUCAAGCCAAACCCAAAGCUUGUCAAGCAGCGCAUCGAGCAUCUCAUUGAGCGUGAGUACCUGGAGAGAGACAAGAACCAGGCAUCCAUCUACCGUCAUGAGCCCAUGGACUCCUGGGAAGAAGAGGUAGCGUUUUCUCCUGCUGGCGGCCACGCCGCUUUCAAGGUGAAGAUAUGCGAAUUGCCCAUGGCGGAUGGGGUCCAUGCCUCUACCGGCUGCCAGCUGUGGUCGUCCAGCAUCGUGCUGGCGCGGGAGCUCAUGGGGAGGCCUCAGAUUGUCGAGAAGAGGAGAGUGCUGGAGGUUGGAGCAGGCUGCGGCCUGCUUGGUCUCGCUGUUUCGCGAUUGGCCAGGCAAACGCUCAUCACCGAUGGGGAUGAGGAGGUCGUGCGCAACUUGGCCCGCAACAUCGACUUGAACAGAUCCCUUUGGUCCGAUGACUCCAGCUUGGGCGAUGUCACUUCACGAGUCCUGCGAUGGGAGGAACUGUUGGACGAUCCGUGGCCAUGCGAGGACCAUGUGGAGGUGAUCGUGGCCUCCGACAUCAUCUACGGGAACUGGGGCGACACCGUCGGCGAGGCUCUGUGCCGCGUGCUGGAGCCUGAUGGCGUUAUCAUUCUUGCAGCAUCCGAGGAUCGGCGGGGUGGUAUGCGCUGCUUCCAGGACCACAUGAAGACAAAGGGCUUUGGAGUGCUGGAAUCGAAGCUGAG
Molecule: messenger RNA, 3095 nt
Organism: Symbiodinium necroappetens
Lineage: Eukaryota; Dinophyceae; Suessiales; Symbiodiniaceae
Source: the annotation of a GenBank genome assembly